UGCCGCCGCCGCCGCCGCCGCCGGGCCUCAGCGAGCGGAGCCGCGAUGGGUAAGUGAGGAAGCCGGGCGAUUGGGGGUCCCCGGGCUCUGGCGAGGAGCUGUCUGCGGCCUGCGGAGAUGUCGGCGUCCUCUCCAGAGACCAUGGCGAGCCCAGGAAAAGACAAUUAUCGAAUGAAGAGCUAUAAGAACAAUGCCCUAAACCCUGAGGAAAUGAGGCGAAGAAGAGAAGAAGAGGGUAUACAGCUCCGGAAGCAGAAGCGGGAGCAACAACUUUUUAAACGGAGAAAUGUAGAGCUGAUCAAUGAAGAAGCUGCAAUGUUCGAUAGUCUGCUGAUGGACUCCUAUGUGAGCUCUACAACUGGGGAGAGUGUGAUCACAAGAGAAAUGGUGGAGAUGCUCUUCUCCGAUGAUUCUGACAUGCAGUUAGCAACCACACAAAAAUUCCGGAAACUUCUCUCCAAAGAGCCAAGUCCUCCAAUAGAUGAAGUUAUUAACACUCCAGGAGUAGUUGACCGGUUUGUACAGUUUCUGAAGAGGAAUGAGAAUUGUACAUUACAGUUUGAAGCUGCCUGGGCUCUAACAAACAUUGCCUCUGGAACCUCUCAGCAGACCAAAAUUGUCAUUGAAGCAGGGGCUGUCCCCAUUUUUAUAGAGCUGCUUAACUCAGACUUUGAGGAUGUACAGGAACAGGCAGUCUGGGCUCUGGGAAACAUAGCUGGAGACAGUUCCGUUUGCCGAGAUUACGUCUUGAAUUGUUCCAUCCUUAAUCCUUUAUUAACACUCCUUACCAAGUCCACACGACUAACAAUGACACGGAAUGCAGUUUGGGCUCUCUCAAAUCUCUGCAGAGGGAAGAACCCACCUCCAGAGUUUGCAAAGGUCUCUCCUUGUUUGCCUGUAUUGUCUCGCCUACUCUUCAGCAGUGACUCCGACUUGUUGGCCGAUGCUUGCUGGGCCCUCUCUUAUCUAUCUGAUGGACCCAAUGAGAAAAUCCAGGCAGUCAUUGACUCUGGAGUCUGCCGGAGAUUGGUAGAGCUUCUGAUGCAUAACGAUUACAAAGUGGCUUCUCCUGCCCUGAGAGCUGUGGGUAACAUUGUCACUGGGGAUGAUAUCCAGACCCAGGUUAUUCUUAACUGUUCAGCCCUCCCUUGCCUUCUACAUUUGCUGAGCAGCUCCAAAGAGUCAAUUCGGAAGGAAGCUUGCUGGACCAUUUCAAACAUUACUGCUGGCAACAGGGCUCAAAUACAGGCUGUCAUAGAUGCAAAUAUCUUCCCUGUGUUGAUUGAAAUCCUUCAGAAAGCAGAGUUCAGAACAAGAAAAGAGGCAGCCUGGGCCAUUACCAAUGCCACAUCAGGAGGAACCCCAGAGCAGAUCAGGUACCUCGUAUCAUUGGGCUGCAUCAAACCCCUGUGUGAUUUGCUGACGGUAAUGGAUUCAAAGAUUGUGCAAGUGGCCCUCAAUGGACUCGAGAACAUCCUGAGGCUUGGUGAACAAGAGGGCAAGCGUAGUGGCUCCGGGGUCAAUCCCUACUGUGGCCUCAUUGAAGAAGCCUAUGGUUUGGAUAAAAUUGAAUUUCUCCAGAGCCACGAGAACCAGGAGAUCUACCAGAAAGCCUUUGACCUCAUUGAGCACUACUUUGGUGUAGAAGAUGAUGAUAGCAGCCUGGCUCCCCAGGUGGAUGAAACACAACAGCAGUUCAUCUUCCAACAGCCCGAGGCCCCCAUGGAGGGCUUCCAGCUAUAAUGUCUGCCUCCAGGGAGGGGAAGGGAUGGGACGGACCACCAGCCAGCAGAAGAGCAGCCCUCUGAUGGGCGGGAAAACAGCCUCCCCACCAUCAGCCACCAUAUACCUGCUGCCCUGGAGACUGUGCUCUUGACCUGCUCCACCCCCUUCCCUGGAGGGAGCACCCUCUGGACAGACAGAACCAUCUGAGGCUCCCAUUUGGGUUUUGUGACAAGAAGGGGGUGUGUUGGGUUUCCUUCCUUACACUCUGUUCUGGCUGCACACAUGUCUUUAUAACCCAGGAGCCCAAGGAUAGACGAAAGAGGACUGAGGUAAUCAAUUUGCACCUUUUUGAAUUUUUUUUCCUUUUUUUCUUCAGUGGUGACUUCCUUCCCUUUUAUUUUCCUUCCUCCUUCCCAGUCCUCUGCCCUGAUUUGUGUAACUCUUACCUUGGGUACUUGAGCAGAGGGAAUAUCCCAGAGGGGAGAGGGGGGAAGGGAGGGAAGAAGUCCAAAACAAAGUGUUCUUGCUCUGACAGAAUAUUAAUCUUGUAUACGUGGAUUGAGUUAUUUAAUUUUUUUCUUUUGCACAUUUUUGUUGUAUUAAGGUUGCUCUUCCCAAGAGCCGUGAGUUCCUGAUUUUAGAAAUCCCAGCUGCCAGCAUCGUGUGGCAUAGAGGCCAUGGGGAGGCCACUAUGAAAGAAAGACUCCUCCCUCCCUCUGACCAUUUGCCCAGCCCUCUUUAAUUUGGGAGAGCCCCUCACUCUCCUGGGGCAAGUACACCAUUGGGAGUGGAGGGGCGGAACCCAGGCCUCCCCACAGGGCUUCCAAUGUGUAGCUACUGACCAUUUCCUACCCACCUUCCAAAUGGUGCAACCCAACUUCAUUUGUUUACUUGAAAAUUCCACUCAGAGUUGAAUUCACCUCUGGGGUGGCUGUAUUUUCUCCUAAGCUCAAGGCAGGGGGCUGUGGUCCUUCCUUUCUCCAGAGGAGAAAGUCCUUGCUCUGGUUGACCCACAAGUUAGAGGAGGCUGGAGUGAUAGUGUCAUGUAUUGGGAUAGUCAGGGAUCCCUGCCUUUGGCCUUUCUUCUUUCUCUUCCAUAGUUGGAUCAUGUAUAUUUUACUUCCAAAAAAGACAAUGUCAAAAAGUUCUGUAUUUUUUUAUAUUCUAUAUAGUAGGUAUGUCCGUCUUAAUUGGUCUGAAGAGGAGGAACACUAUAACUUCUGUGAGUAGGGUACUGUGAGGAAGUCCGAAAAGCGAUGUUAAAGCUGCCUCACUCAGGAGGCCUGAACUUGGUCCUUUUCCUUUCUACUUAGCUUCUGGGCCACCACUUGGGACCAACCCUCAGUUGUGGAACUCUUAUAAAGCAAGUCAGCCUAGUCUGACUGUUCAGUACCUGGAGGGAACUGGUGAAGUCUUAGGCGAAGUCUACCACUAGUCCUUCCUUCUGGAUACCCGAAAAGCAGACUUAUCUUUUCAAAUUCAAUCCUAAGGGCCAUUGUCCAUAUGUUUUCACACACAGCUGUCUCUCCUAUGAUCAUAGAAAUUUAGAAGCCUGAAUGCCUUUGUGAGAGCUGUUGGUGUUGUCCUUGUUUGAGAUUCUUGUAUCUUGUUUGGGUUUUCCUUUCCAUGUGACAAUUAUAAUCCAGAUUCCUUUUCUUAGUAAAACUAGUGCAGUGCCUCAGUGGCUUGCUUUUGCCUAGUGAAGUUGUACAUGGCAAUAAAGCCCAGAAAUGUUGGGAGUGGAAGUGUGGAGGAAGUUGUCAGCUAAGUGUAGACCAGUGGAGGAGCUCGUAGUCCAGUGUGUCCAGUCCCUAAAUCCUCACUGAGGUUAGGCAGAGGUAUUCUUCUCUAAGCUACACUUUUUGUCCCCCAGUUGUUCUCACUACCAUUCCUACAUAACCUCUUUAACUCAGGUGAAAUCUCUACCCCUCUGCUUGUAGAAAUUGUUAGCCAUUGAUCUUGAAUUGCCCUCUCCUAGAGCUGAGGUUUCCACUCAAAAGCAAUUUUGAGGAAGGUACAUCAACGUUGAAAAAUUAUAUCUAUGUUGUGUGACCUUGAUGAAUCAGAUUUCACUCAAUUUAGGAAUAAUGACUACAAACUCAAUAUCCUAGGAAAGGAAGAAGAGAGGAGCUGAAGGACCUUUUUCUUUUGGCCUACUACCUCCAUUACAAAACCAUUCUACAGUUCAAAGAAAAGCCUCCACCACUCAGAGGCUGCAUUCUUUUAGUACAACAUGUAGACAGACUUCAGAGAAAAUUGGUCUCUAGAGUUCCUUUGUCUUUGCCAAACCAUGUUUCUCCCAUAUUCUCCUUGAAUCGUGCUCCAGUCUGCAGGUGAAGUUUCCCUGCCCACAGAGUAGUAACAUCUUUUGUUACUACCCUUUCUCCUUUUUCCAUCUUGCUACUCUUGUGGACAGCCCCCCAUGGAACUCUAGAUCCUGGCCUAAGUGAGGACAGAGCUUUUCUAGCAAGUUUAUGAAUAGUUAUUGCCAGGCUGGCCUAUAGAGCUUUCAAGCUAUAAAGAACAGUGUGAUAUGCUGAGGCAUGUUUUUGGAAUCCUCAUAUGUUAGCACAUGGCUUUUAAUAUCCUUGGAGGGGGCACUGGUAUCUAUGUGUAUGGAUUAAGAGAACAGGAGCCUUUUCUUAGUGCACAUUUAAAUACUGUUUUGAACAAUUAUUUAUUACCAGCUUCUGUAGGCAUUCUACCCCUAAAUCAUCUUUACUACUAACAGGAUUUCUGGUAUUAGAAACCUGUGCUCAAUUUCUAGUUAACCUCAGUGAACACCAGGCCUUGAUGGUGCCUGCAGCCUUUUGGUAGAACCAUGUGGCUUUUGUCCUCAGAUUGCCAGCCUAGGUAUAAAGGCAUAAGUGACCCAGAAAACAGGUAUUAAUGACCUCUAUUUUUGAAGGCCCCCAGUGUACCUCCUUACUUCAGACCCUUACACCAGUUCUCCCCUCUGAAGCCAUCUACCAAGAGCCCCAUUCUUUGGAGCUAAAUGGCACACAUUGUAGCUGCUAUUGUAUUAGUUAAGGGAGAGGAAAAGAAGGCUCUUAGGCAAAGGCUUUCUGUUUUUCUCUCAAGCCGAACAAGUUGAGAAACAAUUCUAGAGAGCUGAUUAAGCUGUUUCCAUUUUAUCAUGUCUACUUGCCUGUGAAGCAUAGAAAAGCCUAGCAGUUCUAACCUCCUCACUCCACAAACCCCUCUCCCUAGCUCAUUUGUUCAGCCUAUCACUUCUUCCCUACACUGACCAGCUCCUAGGUAUUCUUCAGUGGAUUCAGCUUGUGGGCUCAGAGUCUAUAGCUUUUUGGUUGAAAACAGGGAACCACUUCUCUAAGGCCCUGCAAGUACUCAAAAGACAAAAUUGAGAAGACAGAUCUGGCUUGAGACUUCCUGGCAAGGUAGGAGGGUACAAGGCUUAUUUGGAGCAUAGGAAGUGCUCAUGACCAAUAGCACCAUCAGGUAGUGAGAAUCAGACUUAAACAUUUUAGGCCAACAUCAUCAGCACUUUUGUUACUCUCUUGUGUUUUACCUUUUGUAUCCUUUUAUCAAACCAGCAAGAUGACAAUUUGGCCCUGUACACAUCCCAGUGGUGGUACUAGCUGCUGUGGGGCCUAGGCCUCCAUAAAUGGUUUCUAUCCCCUAGCCCACCCCAGAGCAAGAUGGCACGGGAAGAGUUUGAAAUCAAAACCAACCAUAUCUGUGAACUAAUAAACCUGUUAGUUUUCUUUGAGAAGACAUGCUUUGUGAAGGCCUAGCCCUUGUGCAGGACCAAAGCUGACAGUGUGAGAAGCAGUGUUAAACAGGGACCCAGAACAUCCUAGGAGAAAGAAAGUUUAUGUGCUCUUUUCAGGGGCUUGAGCCUGCCUACCUACUUCUAGGCCAGCCUGACUUCUAAUGUCUACAUUAGAACAUGCUGGAACUGCUCUGUGACACGCUGGCUCUGCUCUCUCUGAUUUUUUAUUAUUUUGUCCCUGGGUGUUGGGGGAGAGAGCUGCAUGCCAUGUUCAGGAGAGCUGCAAAGGAAGUCACAGCUCAGAUCAUGGACUGGGAAUUUGGGCUCAGAGGCGCUUUACAAAUUUGUACUCUGAGUGAACCCUCAGGCCCUGGAUGUGGGGGUUGGCCUUGUUUGCCAGCUUCUGUUGGAAAUACCCUUUUUUUACUUAAUAAGGGAAAGGGAUAUGGGAUCUCAGCGACCUAAGAAACAGGAUGUCCAUCAAGAAGACUUUGGGUUUCCAGCAAAGGACCCUUAUAUGGUGAAUUGAAUCCUUCUCAUUGGUUUUGCUUUUCAGAUCCAUUGGCUUUUUUUCUAAGAACUGAUUAUUCUGGCUAUUUUUCAUAUUCUCAGGGCCCCUGGGUGUAGAUAGACGAAGCUUGAUGAUUUCGGAGCAGACAUAGGCCAAGCAACCAUGGCAUUGAGUGUGCUGAGUCCAGACAAAUGAUAUUUAUAUACACAUCCAAAUUUGAAGAGAAAAUGUAUUUCUUUAGGUUUCAAACACUGUAAUAGAUACAAAGAAAAAAUAAAAACCUGUUGAAAAUUCUAAA
Perognathus longimembris pacificus (Pacific pocket mouse) is the source of this 6267-nucleotide messenger RNA. RefSeq names its product karyopherin subunit alpha 6 (gene Kpna6). The coding region runs from base 118 to 1743 and encodes 541 amino acids. Gene Ontology annotation, biological process: NLS-bearing protein import into nucleus. NCBI's taxonomy places the organism in Eukaryota, Metazoa, Chordata, Mammalia, Rodentia, Heteromyidae. Gene Ontology annotation, molecular function: nuclear import signal receptor activity; protein binding. The record is from RefSeq and is a predicted model, not a curated record. Gene Ontology annotation, cellular component: cytoplasm; nucleus; nucleoplasm. The transcript is spliced from 15 exons.